This is a messenger RNA of Hypoxylon trugodes, 2592 nucleotides long. RefSeq names its product WD40 repeat-like protein. The coding region runs from base 1 to 2154 and encodes 717 amino acids. NCBI's taxonomy places the organism in Eukaryota, Fungi, Ascomycota, Sordariomycetes, Xylariales, Hypoxylaceae. Gene Ontology annotation, cellular component: Set3 complex. The record is from RefSeq and is a predicted model, not a curated record. Gene Ontology annotation, biological process: regulation of transcription by RNA polymerase II. Gene Ontology annotation, molecular function: transcription corepressor activity; protein binding. The transcript is spliced from 6 exons.
AUGGACCUAUCCAUAGACGUACUAGGAUGGAUUGUGGAGUGGGUCUACCAUUGGCCCCUUCCCGUGGACAAGUUCCAAGGCCUUCAGCGGGCAAAAUCUCAUUAUCUUCUUUCCUUCACCAUCCUCAAGACAACAACUCAAAAUACCACUUAUCCAGAACCUGCUAACGCCACUGCUCGAAUCGAUACGCACAAUCACGAUCCUACGGCUCUUUGUAGCUUGCUGUUCGCAAUUAUGAAGGAGUAUUUAGACUCUGACCGAGUCAAUUUCUUGAUUUGGAGGUAUUUGAUAGAAGGAAAUUAUCGAGAGACAGCGGUCAAAUUUCAAAAGGAAUGGCACGUCAAGGAACCUCACCGACAGCUUGAUUUCGCGCAACAUGUCAAAAGUCAUGCGCUAGUUAAUGUGAUAAACAAGGGUUUAUUGUAUAGCUCAUUAGAAAGGGAACAUGCGCAAUCACAACAACAACUGCAGCAACAACAGGUACCUCGUGACGCGGCUACGCCAACGGCACUGGCCGAACUAGGGAUAUUUGGGCCGUUACUUGCACAUCCGCCGCUUCAUCAGCAGCUAUUAGAACAACGUCAAGCGGAUGAAAUGGACCAGGAUGAUGAUGCAGAAACAGAUACAGUAGCAGCAGCAGCAGCAACAACUACCUCCGGAGGUGGUGAUGCGGAAAAUAACCGAAAGCGUCAAAUUGACAGGCAACAACAGGCGCCGCUUCUGAAUGGCUCCCCAGCUAAGCGACCAAGACUGAGUAAUGGGUACGAAAAUGGGGUGGAUGCAGCCACAACACCAAUGGAGCUGGACGGCCAGAACCACCACGGCGAUAAUCAUGCUUACCCGUCACCCCAGGAAGGCGAACAAGCACCAACGCCUAUUCCCCGAACUGACGGACCCGAACAGGGUACACAAGUAGAAAAAGUCGAAGAACUAACCACAGAAACCACCUUUAUCCCCCUUGGUUUCGGUGUCGAUGAUGCACCUACCUCUUCGCCAACCACGGCAUUGGCAAGAAUUAAUGGCGAAAGCGCCCCUGUGCUACUGCAUUGCCAGUGGCAUCCCCGAGAUCCCACCAUCUUGGCGGCUGCUGGAACCGAUGCGCUAGCCCGCAUCUGGAACAUUUCUCGUGGAGCCACAACUGACCUUGCAUCCAAUGGUCACGUGAAUGGCGUCGCUCCGAAUUUCCAUACUCUGGUCGAAGAUGAUAUACAGCCCAGGGCCAACAUUACUGCUAUGGCGUGGAAUACUGAUGGGAGCGCGAUCGCUAUUGCUACGGAUUCGGAUUCAAAAGCCCGAAUUAAUCUCUGGGGCCCCGAGGGCGCUCAUUUGCAACGCUUCGAGGUCCCCGAACCACCUGUCUACAAACUGCGCUGGAACCCUAGUGGUGCGGCUAUUCUAGGCAUUGCGCCUGAUAAUGGGGGUGCUUUGAUAACAGUUUAUCACGCGCCAACGUCGAAUUCGAUGACAUAUUACCUCCCGCGACAUGAUCUAGAUGCCGAACCUUUGGAUGUAGCGUGGACAAGCGAGUCAGAAUUCCUAUUAUGUGGUGGUGACCUAUUAGUUGCUCUCAAGUGUGCCGACGGGGAGAUCGCAGAAGUCAAGAAAUUUGAAACCCGGGAUGGUGACAUCUUGACACAAGUCCAGUUCGAUUCCAGGACUUCAUUAGCAGCUACUUGCGGAGAUAAAGGAUAUGUUGAUAUAUGGGAUACAUCUGGCCGACGACGCGAAAUCAAGGCUCAUGUUGACGCAGUUACGAAGUUAGCCUGGCAACCUCUGGAACAACAACCUUCCGGCGAUGAGCGACUUUUGGCUUCUGGUGGUGAGGACGGAGCUAUCUUCGUGUGGAAUGCUUUGGCCCCCGAUAGUAAAGCCAAAUGCUCCAUGACCAUGGGUCCAGCCAUUGUUGCACUUGCUUUCACUCCCGAUGGCGCAUUUAUAGCUGGAGCUACUAACGAGAGGAUACUUAUCUGGAAGGUUGGCGACUGCAGUAUCCCACGAGCAAGUUGGAGUCGAGGACCCCAUCCAGGCUGGCUCAGUCCACGUGCGAACGCCGAGUCGGACGAAGAGGAUGAACAUUGCUUGGGAUGGGAUGCUACAGGCCAUAAACUAGCUUAUGGGGUCAACAACCGACUUGCGAUCAUCAACUUUCGAUGAUGUGGAACUGCAUUGCCCAUUGAAAUACUUAAAAUAGGGAUCGGGUCCAUUUUCGCUUCGUCUGCUUAUCUAUCGGCAAGGUAGCAACCCGUUAAAACACCAAUACUAUUCAUCACACAGACGAGAUGAGAAUUACGCACACUUAUCGCUUAAUAUGACCCACCGCGAUGGAUCCAUCCCGUCUCGACUACAAGGCAACUAGAGCCUACUAAUACAGCUAUACCGGCUCAUGAUCUCGACCAGUUGUCGGAAGCAAAAAGAAAUCGCUUCUGGGGGCACUGGCGGGGCUAUGAUGCCGAAAGGAUUACUUGAAGAUAUUAUAAGGCAAACGAGGGAUUAAUCCCGCGCCAAAUAGCUUCAGAUGUACGAAUGACGCUGGAGAAGAUGGAAUAUAUGGAAGAGUUUGCAGCUUACGCUAAGCUGUGUAUCGAAUGACCG